UUCGGGGUUAGGUGCUUUUAUAACACAAAAAUAUUCAAAAUUUCGCAUUCUGAAGUAAUAAUGAUGCAAUUAAUUGAUUUAAUUGGUUGUUAAGUCUUUAACUGAACGUUUUCUAGAGUGGUCUUGCUCCAACAAUUGUAAUUAAGGGUAUUUGUGAUUUGUAUUCAAUUCACGAUUUUAUUAUAAAAAAAGUACUGGCAUUUUUCCAAACACACUGGUAUAAAUUGUAAGCAGCUUUAAUCAAGUUCAGAUUUGCAUGCAGUUCUGUGUUUAAAAACCCAUUCAAUAGCUUGUCUUAAGGCCCGCUCCUUGCCGCUAUAAUUCCACUAGAGGGCGUUUUGCAAUUUUUCAAAAAAGCGAAUUUAUUGCUUCAAUUUUGCAUUUUUAUUACUUCUUGUUUUACAAUUAAGGGAAAAAUGUUGCGGAGUGUGGUGUUAAGUGCUCGUGGCUUUCACACAGCUACUUGCUGUAGUGCAAAAAUGGGGCGCGUAAUGAAAAAAAUUUUGGGUCAGUCUUCGAAAAAAAAAAAAGUCUUUUCCGAAGUGGGAAUGCUCCCAACUGUGGAAUCAUUUAGUAAAGGAAGUCUGGAGGGAAAGUUUUCAGGGAAUGCGCGUCGCGUUUCUGUCCUAAAUAAAUUAUUUAUGAGGCAUAUAACGGACCUGAUCGCAACAGGGGAGUAUUCCUCGGAAUUUGAAGGGCACGAAAUUGAAAUAAAUAGGGUCCAAAUUGCUCCCGAUUACAAAGGACUGAACGUUUUCUGGGUUGCCAAAGGCACACAAGACGACGAAGUCGUCGAGAAAUUGUUGAAGAAAAACGCUGGGUUUUUAAGACACGAACUGUCGUCUCUUCGGGUCAUGGGGGCUGUCCCUAUGAUACAUUUCGUAAAAGACAAACACCAUGCAAAAAUUGCUGAACUAGACAUAAGGUUAGCGAAAGCUGACUUCGGGGACGAUCACGUGCCCACCGAAAUGGCAGCAAAACUUAAAUCGCAGUUAGAAUUAUUCACUUCGUUGCCCUCCAAUGUUAAGGAACAAUUGCAAAAUGUUGAAAAUGAACUACUUGAUGAAAUUAUUGAAGAGGAAGAAUUGCCUCCAAUGCCUCAGGAUGUCCUAGGACUAGAUCGCUCACAAAUUUUAAAUAGGAUUAAACGAAACAUGAAGAAAGCUGCAGCAAGUCAUAGAUUUACAACUGAAGAAUCGGAUUUAGAGGCGCACUCUGUUAACGAAAAUCCGAUCGAAUAUGCGAGUAAUAAGGAACGUAGAGCGGCUUUUAAAAAUUUCUUAGAGAAGCGCGAGUUGAUGAGGUCCAAGGAACGAAAGCUUAGUAAGAACUAUCUCCCUGAUAUUGAAUAUAUCAGAGAAGAGUUGGAGGAAUGUUCGGCUGAACAGUACAAAAAUUUAGAAACGUUUGACGAAGAAGAAGACUAUAUUAUUGAAGAUGAAGAGAAAUAAAUGUCUAUCAAAAGAAAA
This is a messenger RNA of Tribolium castaneum (red flour beetle), 1469 nucleotides long. RefSeq lists its product as uncharacterized. The transcript has 7 exons. The record is from RefSeq and is a predicted model, not a curated record. Lineage: Eukaryota; Metazoa; Arthropoda; Insecta; Coleoptera; Tenebrionidae. The coding region runs from base 417 to 1451 and encodes 344 amino acids. Gene Ontology annotation, biological process: rRNA processing.